Capsaspora owczarzaki ATCC 30864 is the source of this 1497-nucleotide messenger RNA. RefSeq lists its product as hypothetical. The coding region runs from base 1 to 1497 and encodes 498 amino acids. Lineage: Eukaryota; Filasterea; Ministeriida; Capsasporidae. The record is from RefSeq and is a predicted model, not a curated record. The transcript is spliced from 5 exons.
AUGUCGGAUGCUGACAGAAAGCUUCAUCAUCAAAUCCACAAAGUGCCGCUGUCAGGAGUCUGCCCUUGUUUGGACUGCACCAAGUUCGCCAUCAAGCAAUGGUCUUUCGGCAACAGCAAGUUCGAGAAACGUUCGCUGUCAAGUUUCUACGCACACUUGAAAACAUACCCGUAUGCAACCGUUGCUGAUGUCAUCCAGGCGUAUCCCGAAAUGCGACAACGCUUUGAGACGCACUUUCGAGAGGAGCAAACUGUUCCAAUGGCGGUGGAUUCUACUCCCCCUACUCCGCCACUGCACGCGUCUGAGCCAGCUGCCAUGGCAGUGGAUGACCAUGGUGUCGACUACGAUGAUGGCUUCGGCGAUGUCCACGUCGCUGACCACGGUGACGCUCCUCAAGCUCCUCUGGGAGCUGAUGACGACGAAUACGAAAGCGACUUCGAAUUGGACGUCGAAGCGACUGACGAAGCGGACGAUACCUCGAACAAUGCCACAAUCAAUGACCCGAGCGAGACGUCAGAGGAGGCGACUGCAGCACCAGGAGCGGCCGAACCAGGAGCGGCCAAAAACAAAGGACCGACACCUAGAGCAACUCGCACAGCUGCUGCGUAUCUGCAGCUUCUCCAAUUCCUCAAUGACAUCAAAAUCAAAGGCAAGGUCACGAAAGACAUCUUCACUCAACUUCUCACGGGUAUCCACAAGUACUGCUCCGAGAUUAAAGCAAUCUUGGAUGAUCAUUCGACGAGAUUGGUCUCUUUGUUCCAGACGUUUCUUUCGGACGUUCAACAGCGUACAAAUGUCGACCCAAUUGCGUCUGCGGGCGCGUUCUUAGUCCAAUGUCAAGAGAGUUAUCCUGUGAUUCAAGUUGUUCCUCCGACCAUCCAUCGAUUUACGAAGGCUCUCAGACUCGUCAAUCUUCUCCCGCCAGCGUCACCUGUCGACAAGAACAAUUAUUUUCAACGCAUGAAAAACCUGUACACUGAUAGCGACCAGAUCAAGUGGUACCGCGUUGGCUGUGCACACUCACUCAGUUUGAAGGAAGUGCUGCUUCUCGCGCAUCGAUGCACCAACACCAAUUGCCCUGCCCGUUUCUCACGUGAGACCAUCUACCCGUACAUGUCGCUUAUUCCGCGUUUGAGAAACAUGUUCGCGGAUGAAAAUCAAGUCAAGGGCCUCGUCGACAGGUUCGGCAUCGACUUCAGCGAUCCGCAACAAGUUCAAAGAGCCUUGACCGACGAUUGGCCGUCAACCAUCACCAGGCACAACGACAAGCUUGACUCAUUGCGCAGCUUCAGCCACCCGCUGGAAGGGCUGCAUUUCCGUACACCAAGUCGUCGCACGUUCCUGUCAGAGUCUCCUUGGAACAUCAGCCUUGCUUUCUUCUAUGACGGCAAUAGCACAUCGAUUCAUCUGGCCUGUCUCUUUUCUGCAGGGGAAGGAGCCGAAAAGUCUAAUGCCAUAUUCAAGGCCCAUGCUGCAAGAGCUCAAGACGCUCUCUAA